GCGAAGCGGUCGAAGGAUAGCUGUGGGGAGAAGAAGGGGGCGGUGCAAAUGGUGGCACUGCAGAGACCAGAUUAGGAGCACGGCGAAGUUAGGUGAACAUGUUCCAGUGGACUCUGCAGAUGGCAUUUGAUCCGAACCAAUGGCUUCAAGGUACAAGAAAGGAGAUUACCACGGAACAGCUUUCUGACAGUUCGGAAGUGGAACAGACUCCCACAAGAGGUGGUGGGCUUCCUUGGUUGUUGUUUUUUAAAGCAGAGGACUGGAUGGCCACCUGUCAUAUAUGAUCUAGCUGAGAUUUCUAUAUUGCAGGAAGCUGGGCUACAUGACCCAAUCAGAGACCUUUCCAACUCUACAAUAUGAUUCUAAGAGGACCUUAAACAAGGUUACCCAGGAGGUAUCCUUAGAAGUGCUGUGUGAAUGGCUUUGUGCUUAAGUCUAAGGCAUUGAUGGUGAACCUUUCAGAGACCGAGUGCCCAAACGGCAACCCAAAACCCACUUAUUUAUCGCAAAGUGCCAAGACGGCAAUUUAACCUGAAUAUUGAGGUUUUAGUUUAGAAAAAAAACAACUCAUACAUUAACAUCUUUUGCAGGGGUCAGCAAACUUUUCCACCAGGGAGCCUAUCCACUGUCUCUCAAACCUUGUGGGGGCUGGACUAUUUUUUUGGGGGGGAUGAACAAAUUCCUAUGCCCAGAGAUGCAUUGUAAAUAAAAGGACACAUUCUACUCAUGUAAAAACAUGCUGAUUCCCGGACCGUCCGCAGGCUGGAUUGAGAAGGCGAUUGGGCUGCAUCCCGCCCCCGGGCCUUAGUUCGGGGACCUCUGAUCUUUCGUCUUAAAAGAAAAACACAAUAACAGAGCUUUCAAUGAUACAAACAACUUUUUUUUGAAAGGUAAAAGUUUGCAUUUGGCAUACUUUUGAACAAUUAAUGUGAUUUUUGCUGUUGUACGCAUGCAGAUAAUUUGUCUAACCUUGCUGAACUCAAGGCGGCUUACUCCCGAGUAGGAACAACAAACUGGCAGGAGGCCCUGGCGCAUCAAAAGUCAAGGCCUGCUCAGCCGCUUGCCAGAGUUACCACGGGUUACCACAGCUCUAAACGCUAGAGCAGGAAGGCUGGUCGGACACAACUGAGCAUGAUGGUGGGGAGGCAGAGCCAGCCCAGAGGCAGCUGUCAGGUUUGGUUAUGGUGGCAGAUGGGCUUGGUCAGUGACUUGAGUAGUGGUGACGCUGGCUUUGGACGGAGCGGCAGUUUCCCAGCAUGAGCCCUCCUCUCUCUGCCCCCCAGCGCGGCCUCGAGGGUGAAAAUGGUGCCCAGCAGUGCUGGGACCAUGCUGGAAGCGGCCAGGAGCCUCCUGCAGCGCUGGAGCACCAGUUUCACCCCUAGCUACGGCCCUGCUGGAGCAAUGGCGUGCGUGCCCACAGAGAGGGCUCAAGAGUGCCCCCUCUGGCAUGCUUGCUAUAGGUUUGCCACCACUGAUCUAAGGCUUCCUCAGUGCGUACCCUUGAGUACCACCAGAAAAAAACCCACUGGCCUUUCUCAGCCUGGUGUCAUCCAGAUAAUUAGGGCUACAAUUCGCAUCUCAUCCUGCUUGCCAGGCUGACUAAAGAGCUCUAGGGAAGUGACUGUGCAAAGGCAAAAUCACUCAGACCUAUGCCUAGAAAGCACGACUAGUGGAAAACCUUUUGGACCUGUGCUUGCUGGGCAUGGGGCAAACAGAAAUGUGGAGGUAGCCAUAGGUUUUCCUCUUCAGCUAACAUAUCACACAAGAGCUGGGUUGAUCAAAAUACCAUUUCACCAGCUACCUUUGUUUAGUUUGUUGUGAAGAGGCCACAUUUCCUCAUCAAUAAACUUAAGUAUCUUUUCUCCUGUGACACCACCCCACUAUCUUGUGGACUUUUUGUUAUUUCUAUCAAUAAUAUGACCAUUCCAUACCUCAGAUAGCAGGAAUGGAAUGAUUUGUACAAGUUCUUUUUCACAGCUCAUGAGGAUCCUGGAACCAUGAUUGCUUCACAGUUUUGAUCUGGUCUGGAAUUUAGAUUCUCCUGUUCAUUGUGGCAUAUAGCCAUGUUGGCUCAACUGCACUGGCUGCCAAUUAAUUUCUGGGCCCAAUUCAAAAUGCUGUUUUUGACCUAUAAAGCCUUAAAUGGCUCAAGACCGCAAUACUUCAAGGACCUCCUCUCCCCAUAUGAACCGACCCAGAACCGAUGAUCAUCAUAUGAGGCUCUUCUUUAUGUGCCUUCUCCACAAGAGGGUAGAAACAUAAAAAUGGGCCUUUUCUUCGGUGGCUCCCCACUUGUGCAAUCCUCUCCCUCAGGGAGGCUUGUCUGGCACCUUCAUUACAUUUCAUAUAUUUAGGCACUAGGUGAAAACAUUUCUCUUUAAUCAGGCCUUAAAAUACAAUAAUAGUAAUAAUGCCUAACAACUCAUUGAUUUGAAACAGGAGCACCAUUAAUGUGAUGGCUCUCAAAGAUCUCAGGCAAAUCACUUUCUCAUCCCUUACAAUGGAUAUUAUUUAUUUAUUUAUUUGGCCCUGAUCUGGCCACAGUGAUCCAUGCGACUGUCACCUCCAGGCUUGAUUACUGUAACUCGCUUUAUGCAGGGCUGCCCUUGAAGCUGACCCAGAAACUCCAGCGGGUGCAGAAUGCCGCGGUGAGGCUCCUUACGGGGUCCCUGCCGCGGGACCACAUUCAUCCAGUGCUCUACCAGCUGCACUGGCUCCCGGUGGAGUACAGGAUCAGAUUUAAGGUGCUGGUUUUGACCUUUAAAGCCCUAUGCGGCUUAGGACCCUCGUACAUACGGGACCGCCUCUCCUGGUAUGCCCCGCGGAGGACCUUAAGGUCCACAAAUAACAACAUUUUGGAGAUCCCAAGCCAUACGUCAGUGUGGGAUGAUUCAGUCACUGAAGCAUAAGAGAAGGGUUUUUGUUCUUCUGCCUUUAAUUUUUGAAAUGCUCCUGUUCUUGUGUGUGCUCCAGAGAUAACCGAGGGGUGAGCUAUUAAUCUGUGAUUUCUGAGCCAACUUGGAACAGCUACCUUAGCAGUAGUGAGUCAGCAAGAAAUGGGAAGAUAGGCAGAGCUGCAGUUCAUACCUUCACCAUAGUUUUGCAUUUUAUUUAGAUCAAAAGAAACGCACACACACAAAUAAUUGCACCCCGCCAAGCAAUAAGCCAAGGAAGAGAGAACACAGAACUCCUCAGCUGAUGGGUGCUGUUGAUGAUGAUCACAAGGCAUUUAGGCAACUGCUGCGCUUGAGAGAUGCGGCAGAUGGCCUCUAUUCCAGCCGGAGUGUUCACGAUGGGAACUGAUGAGCCAGCUAUAGAACAAGAUGGAGAGUCACCCGCCAGGAGAAUCCACAUCAAACAUUUCUUCAUGGAUCGCUAUGAAGUCAGCAAUGCAGAAUUUGAGAAGUUUGUGAAUGCCACUGGCUACCUCACAGAGGCAGAAAGAUUUGGAGAUUCCUUUGUAUUUGAAGGUGUGUUGAGUGAACAAGUGAAGACUGGAAUUCAUCAAGCUGUGGCCAUUGCUCCUUGGUGGCUGCCUGUUAAAGGAGCUAACUGGAAGCACCCUGAGGGUCCCGAUUCUAAUAUCUCAAACAGAAUGGAUCAUCCGGUUCUUCAUGUUUCUUGGAAUGACGCUGUGGCAUUUUGCAGUUGGGCAGGAAAACGACUACCAACUGAGGCUGAAUGGGAAUAUAGCUGUCGCGGGGGCCUUGAGAAUAGACUUUUCCCCUGGGGAAACAAGCUGCACCCAAGUGGUCGGCACUAUGCUAAUAUCUGGCAGGGAGAAUUCCCUACAAGCAACACUGGGGAAGAUGGAUACCAAGGAACUGCACCCGUAACAUCGUUCCCUCCUAAUGGUUAUGGCUUGUACAACAUUGUGGGAAAUGCUUGGGAGUGGACCUCGGAUUGGUGGGGUGUUAUGCAUUCUGCAGAUGAAACAUACAAUCCGAAAGGACCCCCAACUGGGACUGACCGAGUGAAGAAAGGAGGAUCCUAUAUGUGCCACAAGUCCUACUGCUAUAGGUAUCGAUGCACAGCCCGAAGCCAAAACACCCCUGACAGCUCUGCUUCGAACCUGGGGUUCCGCUGUGCUGCUGACACGCUGCCCGACUACUUAAAGUGACAAAGGCUGGCUGGCAGCUGUGGAGGACCGAAGGAUCUCACCCGAGGCGAGAAGCGCUUAAGGAAGAGUAGGAACAUGGCUCAGUGAAGGAUGUCUUGCUUGCAAAGAUGAAAAUUGAAAUGCUGAACUUUCUGCUUUAAUGAACCUUGGAGGGAGGGGGAAUACGGGCUGGAUUUUCAUUUGUUUUUCCGGAAAUCUAGCACUGAUGUAUGGAGUAUUAACUUUGAUUGUUUUACGUCUGAGAACUGAGAAGAAUCAUGGCCAUGAAUUGAGGGGGUUGUCUCUUAAUAAGGAAAAGAAAUGUUUAAGAGGCAAUUGGCGUCAACUAGGAGAUGGAUUUACAAAAGCAGUUAGGAGGUGAAAUGCUGCUUUAUUUCUUUUAAUAAUAAUACAGUGUGUGGCUUCCAAGCGGCCCCCCCGAUACCAGGUAUGGCCUUCAGUGGCCAACUUCCUACAAUACUGGAAUCAACUUUUGUUUAAUUAGCCUCAUGGAUUAGACUCCUAAAGAUGCAGUCACCAGUGUAUACAGUUUGAAUUAGUUGCAAAUACGUUUUCAUAAGAGUGCGUAUAAUCCUUAUAGAAGCUACAAAUGACCCAAAUUUGAAAAAAUGUGCACAAACAAUGCAUUUAAUGUUUCCAGUUUUUCCUUGUUGCCAAAUCUAACAUCCUUUCACGGAGGAUGGAAACCUAUAUACAUUUAGUUAGGAGUAAGGCUGGCAUUUCUGGACCAAAUGGUUGGUUGAAUGAAAGGGACAUCUGAAGUAUUGGUGUGUGAAAUGAGGAGGGGUAGGGUGAGAAUCAGACACAGUGUACACCAGAGAUGGGAAACCUGGACCCUCUAGGUGUCUUUGGAUAUCUCCUACUGUACCAAACUACCUUUGAACUCCUGUACAUCACUGACUUAUACUAAAGAUACUCCUUUUGCAGAACAGCAAAAAGUUCUUUCUCUAGUCAAUGGCCCUUUUGGGGAGAAAAUACAUAAAACAUAAUGAUAGGGGAAAUGAUGAAAAUAAGUUGUGAGGCUUAAAUGUGCUAAUACUGAGACCUAGCUAUAGAAUUUGGAAGCCGUUAGCUAAUGUAUUCGAUGUCACUCGGUCUGAGAACAACUGAUAAAGGUGGAAGCCAAAACAUUUUGCUAUAAGAAUUUGAAAUUUUCUGUCUUGUUUCUAGUCACUAUAAAAUAUGUGUGUGUGUGUGUGUGACACACACUAGUCUUCUGGUUGUAAAUGGUUUUAACUUUUAACUUAUUUUGAGUCUGCAUUUUAUAUACAGGUAUUUGUAACUUACUCAGGAACCUUAUGAUGGGUAAGAAAUACAAUAAAUCAGGCAUAACCAAUGAAGUGCCUUCCAGAUGUUUCUGGAUUAUAACUCCUGACAUUCAUGGGCCAUGGGCUGAUGGGAGUUGGAGUCUUAAGCACAUCUGGUGGGCAUCAUGUUGUUAAGCCCUGAAAUGCCAUUACUACUUAGGGAUAGAGAACCUAUGGCACUUCAGCUGUUGUUGAAUUCUAACUUCUGUCAUGCCUGACCAUUGGCUGCUGGGGGUCCAUCUGGUGGGCUACAAGUUCCUCACCUUUGACUUAAAAGAUUUCUAAUCAUAUGAAUUAAGCAUCUGUUAGUGCUAAGCAAGCUGGUGUGCUGUAAGCUUCUCACAUUUCAUGAUGUUGUAGAAUACAUGGUUUUUAAAUUCAUUGAAUUCUAGUAGCAUAUUCAUUGAAGGUGACCCGGAAACUACAACUAAUCCAGAAUGCGGCAGCUAGACUGGUGACUGGGAGCGGCUGUCGAGACCACAUCACACCGGCCUUGAAAGAUCUACAUUGGCUCCCAGUACGUUUCCGAGCACAGUUCAAAGUGUUGGUGCUGACCUUUAAAGCCCUAAAUGACCUCGGUCCAGUAUACCUGAAGGAGCGUCUCCACCUCCAUCGUUCUGCCCGGACACUGAGGUCCAGUACUGAGGGCUUUCUGGUGGUUCCCUCGUUGCAAAAAGCCAAGUUGCAGGGAAACAGGCAGAGGGCCUUCUCAGUAGUGGCACCCGCCCUGUGGAACGCCCUCCCAUCAGAUGUCAAAGAGAAAAACAGCUACCAGAUUUUUAGAAGACAUAUGAAGGCAGCCCUGUUUAGGGAGCCUUUUAAUGUUUAAUAGAUUAUUUUAUUUCAUUUUUCUGUUGGAAGCCAUCCAGAGUGGCUGGGGAAACCCAGCCAGAUGGGCGGGGU
This is a messenger RNA of Zootoca vivipara (common lizard), 6330 nucleotides long. Lineage: Eukaryota; Metazoa; Chordata; Lepidosauria; Squamata; Lacertidae. The record is from RefSeq and is a predicted model, not a curated record.